AUGAUGGGAUCCAGGAAGGGCGCUCCGAUUUUUUUUUUAUUUAGGUGUAAAAACCGUUUGUCAUGGAAGGUGUAUUGGUAUUCGAGGUCACUGAUAAUAGGCCCCAAAAAGUGCGCUUCGUAAGAUUCAGGGACAUUCCACACUGAUACGCGCUGCGCUUGCGUUGUGCCUGUGUUGUGUCUACGCGGCGCUUGUUCCUCUGGUAAUGUAAAUCUAUAUAUAUCGUAUAUAUAGAUAUACAAUACCAAAGGAACGUUAUUGAUGUAAUUGAUGUAAUCAGAAGGAAAGUCCCUCAGUGUCGACGUGUGGGAAUCGGUUCUAGAAAGUGUCAAAAUAUUCUGGGUUGUCGAUUGCGGCCGGGAUCCAAGAAGUGCUGGACCUCGUGUUCGGCGUUUCCGAACACCUAGACACCUUCUACAAUCAUUAUACCACGUGCGGGUCAUGUGUCAAACAACAAACGUUGCUUCUUCGCAUUAAAUAUCAAAGUAUUUGAGAAAAAAUGACAGAGUUCACGGAUUUGAAUAUUAGUUCUUGGAUUAUUGAUCAGUUAAAGUUGAUUGGUGUUAAGAAGCCUACACCAAUUCAACAGAACUGUAUUCCUGCCAUAUUAAGUGGAAAGGAUUGUAUAGGUUGUGCGAAAACUGGUAGUGGCAAAACAUUAGCUUUUGCCCUUCCAAUUUUACAAAAGCUGUCGGAAGAUCCAUAUGGCAUAUUUGCACUUGUGCUGACACCAACGAGAGAACUUGCUUUUCAGAUUGGUGAUCAGUUUGCUGCGAUUGGAAAAACUAUCAACCUAAAAAAAUGUACAAUAGUUGGAGGAAUGGACAUGGUAGUGCAAGGACAGGAACUGGCAAGGCAUCCCCAUAUAGUGGUUGCUACUCCAGGACGUUUAGCUGACCAUUUAGAAAGUUGUAACACAUUUUCUCUAGCAAGAAUAAAGUUUCUUGUUCUUGAUGAAGCUGACAGGCUUCUAGGAGGUCAUUUUGAUGAACAGUUGAGUGUGAUAUUUAAAGCGCUGCCUAAGAACAGACAGUCUCUACUAUUUAGUGCUACCAUUACAGAUGCUUUGGACAAGGUAAAACAAGUAUCUACUAAGGAGUGGUUCAUAUGGGAAUCUACUGAUGAUUCUGGUGUUGCCACAGUAAAGGAAUUAGAUCAACGUUAUGUGCUUUGUCCUAAGGAUGUUCGUGAUGCCUUUUUAGUUGAAGUUAUCAGAACAUUUAGAGCUGAUAAUGAAAAUGGAUCAAUUAUGAUCUUUACUGACACUUGCAAGAAUUGUCAGCUGCUAUCUAUGACAUUAAAUGAAGUAGGGUUUGACAAUGUAGCAUUACAUGCUAUGAUCAAACAAAAAGAACGUUUAUCAGCGCUGUCAAAGUUCAAAUCCAAUCAUACAAAGAUUUUGAUUGCUACAGAUGUGGCUGCAAGAGGUUUAGAUAUUCCUAUUGUAGCCCUAGUUAUUAAUCACAACAUACCAAAUAUACCAAAAGAAUAUAUUCACAGAGUUGGUAGAACAGCUCGUGCUGGAAGAGGUGGUAUGGCUGUUAGUUUGGUAACGCCAUACGACAUCAAUUUGUUACACGCAAUUGAGGAAACAAUUGGUACCAAAUUGACGGAAUUCAAAGUUGAAGAUAAAGAGAUCGUCAAUAUUUUCACUCAAAUAUCCGUGACAAAACGAGAAGCUGAAAUAAAAUUAGAUGAGACCGAUUUUUAUGAAAAGAAAAUGAUCAACAAAAGGAAAAAACUAAUUUUAGAAGGAAAAGAUCCUGAUGAAGUAGAUGAAAUAUUAGAAAAGAAGAAGAAGAAACGUAGGAAGCCUGAAAAAAAGGAAAUUAAGAGUAAGAAAGAUAGUACUAGUAAAGAAACUAAUUAGUUCGUGAUGAGAUCUCACGUUAUAUUUUUACGCGGGUUCGAAAUUCAUUUUAUAAAAAUUGUUUGAAGAUAGAUUAUACUUUCAUAUAUUAACAUGCAUAGGAUUCAAACUGCGUGAAUAAGAGUAAUAAUCAUCAAAAGAAAUGAAUGAACUUUUCAUAAAGGAGUAAUAACUGGUGCAAACAAGAUAGUAUCUACUAAUAAUUGUAAAUAUUUUUUUAUUUUAGAAAUAAAAAGGCAUAGAUAAUUAAUAAAAUUUAUUUUAAUUUUUUUUCCAUAUAUUUUUUUAGCAAAAAUAUCUAUUUGUUUCUUGAAUCCUACUUUCAAAAAGACAUUGUGCGAAUCCGAACAAUCAUUGAUUUUCUGUAAUUAAAAUUCUAUUAUUGAAAAGAAAAA
Messenger RNA from Nasonia vitripennis (jewel wasp), 2265 nucleotides. It is a transcript of the gene Dbp45A, whose product is annotated as probable ATP-dependent RNA helicase DDX49. The record is from RefSeq and is a predicted model, not a curated record. The coding region runs from base 500 to 1870 and encodes 456 amino acids. NCBI's taxonomy places the organism in Eukaryota, Metazoa, Arthropoda, Insecta, Hymenoptera, Pteromalidae. The transcript has 6 exons. Gene Ontology annotation, molecular function: ATP binding; nucleic acid binding; RNA helicase activity.